This is a messenger RNA of Arctia plantaginis, 744 nucleotides long. The record is from the annotation of a GenBank genome assembly. Lineage: Eukaryota; Metazoa; Arthropoda; Insecta; Lepidoptera; Erebidae.
AUGGCAUCACUCACUUGGGCUGUUGUUCUCCUAGCAGGUUUGACUUGCACCCAUGCUCAUGCUUUGGGAGACCCGAUACCAAUACAUAGUUUACCUAGCAUUGCCCAGAUAGAGUUUAGGCUUGGUUCAACCUGGAGGCAACAGUGUGUUGGAAGCAUCAUCACAAACUAUCACAUGCUGACCGCUGCUGCCUGCGUCCAAGUUCCUAUUGGCCGUCGUAUUCGUGUUGGUAGUCAUGAAAGAGCAUUCGGUGGUUUAGUUCGUGAUGUAGGUAUUGUUAGCAAUCAUGACAGUUUUGGAUCCAACGGUAACGAUGGAGACAUGAGCGUAGUUCGAGCAGCCUCGGCCUGGGUAUUCGGAUCGACGGUCCAGUCUAUUCCCAUCGUUACGCAGAACUACGUCGUACCUGCAAACUUUGAUGUGUUUGUGGCUGGAUGGGGUGUUACCACUCAAGGAGGCCUUGUUGGGGACGAUCGCCUCCACGUGGCUGCCCUGAAAACCAAGCCUAUCAUAGAAUGCAUGAGCCAGCACCAAGGUCGCGUCACUACAAACAUGCUAUGUGUCGGUCGUGUUGACAGGCCUGGUAUUAACUUCGAUCCCAGUGAUAUUGGAGCUCCUGUCAUCUACAGCGGCCAUCUUGUUGGUGUAUUAUCCUUCGGCGCAUCUGCCAACAAUGAUGAGUUGCCCGCUGUUUCUAACGCUAUCGGCAGUUACUCUGAUUGGAUUGUGAAGAAUGUCAGUUAA